AUUCUCUGCAGUUAAUGGGACCUAGCCCACAUCCCAGCUAAAGAACAGGAGCAAAGAAGUUUUUUUUUUAACCAGCUGUGUACCUCCAGCCAGCAGGCUCUCUCUCUCUCCCUCUCUCUCUCUCUGUCUGUCUCUCUCUCUCCCCCCAUCGCACACCUGUACCCUUUCCCCAGGCUGCGGGAUAACACCACCACAACUUCUCCGGCUCAUACUGGGACGGACCUGAAGCAAUAGAAAAGGUUGAUACUGUGCUACUUGUGCAACCAUGCGUGUGUUCAUCUCGCUGGCAUUCCUGAUAGCAGCCUCCUGGGCUAAGCCAUUUCGUCAGGCACAGUUCCUUGACUUUAUGAUGGAGGAUGAAGGAUCUGGUUUAUUCCCCGAUAAUGAAAUGCCCGUGUGCCCCUUUGGGUGCCAGUGCCACCUCCGAGUGGUGCAGUGUUCUGACUUAGGUCUAACCACAGUGCCCAAGGACAUUCCCAAAGAUACUACACUGCUUGAUCUGCAGAACAACAAGAUCACAGAGAUAAAAGAAAAUGACUUCAAGAAUCUAAGAAACCUUAAUGCCUUGAUCCUGGUGAACAACAAAAUCGGUACAGUGCAUCCCAAGGCCUUCGCACCCCUGGUGAAGUUGCAGAGACUUUACUUGUCCAAGAACCUGCUGAAAGAAAUCCCAGCUAACAUACCUUCAUCACUGCAUGAACUUCGCAUCCAUGAGAAUGAAAUCACCAAAGUGAAGAAGAAUGCAUUUGACAAUCUGUCACAGGUGUACGCCCUAGAAAUGGGCAGCAACCCUUUGAAAAAUUCAGGUAUUGACAGCGGUGCCUUUAAUGGAUUGAAAAAGCUUUCUUUCAUUCGACUGUCAGAUGCCUCACUCACAGACAUUCCUAAAGGUCUCCCAGUAUCGUUGGCUGAAAUUCAUCUCGAUGGCAACAAAAUCAGUCGGGUCAAAGCUGAUUCGCUGAAGGGUCUGAAGAAUCUGGUCAGACUGGGCUUGAGUUUCAAUGAGAUUAACAGUGUGGAUAAUGGCUCAUUGGACAACACACCGUACCUGAGGGAACUUCACAUGGACAACAACUCACUCCGAAAAGUGCCGGCCGGCUUGGCUGACCAUCGGUUCAUCCAGGUGGUUUAUCUCCAUAACAACUUGAUCGCGGCAGUGGGUGUGAAUGACUUCUGCGGGCUUGAUUACUACGCCAAGAAGAACCUGUACUCGGGGAUUAGUCUCUUCAAUAACCCCGUCCCAUACUGGGAGAUCCAGCCAGUCACUUUCCGCUGUGCCACAAACCGUGCAGCCAUUCAGCUCGGCAACUUUAAGUAAAACCUUUCCCAGUCGGUGAGGAGGAGAAUUCGCAUGCAGUGCUGAGUACCCCUCAUACAGUUUAAAGCAAUAAAAAAAUUAAUAAAACCAAACAUUCCCAAGAGCUGCUCGGAGUUGCAAGCGUACAGCUGACCAAACAGAAAAGGUGCUACUAAAAUACCUUCAUUAUCUUCCUGACCUAAAUAUAGAAACGAGCAUACCUGCAAGCUUUCAUUUCCCAUCUGUACACUUAUUCCCUAACGCCGAGAGGCGCUAGUACGUUCCAUGAUCCAAAUGAAACCUCCCAUCAGCCAGUAAUUUAUUAUCCAUCGCUUACCAUGACCUGUCGGGCCCACCCUGUGGCUAAUCAUUCCUUGUCCACCCUCCGAGGGAGGUGUAUUGCUUUCUAAGUGACAACCCUCUGCCAAAUUAUUUUAACAAUUCCUCAGAAAUGCUUCUUGCCUGGUUCCUGGUGAAAGCCUUUGUGUGUUGGGUGGGGUGGGGGAGGCAAGGGGAAGAGGCAGUCUGAUUGAUUGAAGUGUGUGGCUCUCCCAUUCUUUGCAAACUGUAUGUAUCAUAAGCAGCAUGUUGGUGCUCAUCUGGUUAAAGUGAGAACUAUACAAAAAUAUAUCAUCAGCUCCA
Messenger RNA from Rhincodon typus (whale shark), 1939 nucleotides. RefSeq names its product decorin (gene dcn). Lineage: Eukaryota; Metazoa; Chordata; Chondrichthyes; Orectolobiformes; Rhincodontidae. The record is from RefSeq and is a predicted model, not a curated record. The coding region runs from base 266 to 1318 and encodes 350 amino acids. The transcript is spliced from 8 exons. Gene Ontology annotation, molecular function: protein binding.